Eupeodes corollae is the source of this 1074-nucleotide messenger RNA. Its product is annotated as protein doublesex-like. Gene Ontology annotation, biological process: regulation of transcription by RNA polymerase II; sex differentiation. Gene Ontology annotation, cellular component: nucleus. Lineage: Eukaryota; Metazoa; Arthropoda; Insecta; Diptera; Syrphidae. Gene Ontology annotation, molecular function: RNA polymerase II cis-regulatory region sequence-specific DNA binding; DNA-binding transcription factor activity, RNA polymerase II-specific. The record is from RefSeq and is a predicted model, not a curated record. Bases 175 to 948 code for a protein of 257 amino acids. The transcript has a single exon.
ACAGCCUGCAUUGGUAUUACAAACUGCUACACUGUUGAAGCAAAUGCACUUCUUUUGAUGCUGCAAUUCUAAAUUAUAAAAAUAAACAUAAACCCGUAAAACAAAGGAGUGUUAACUUUUUUCAAUUGGAUUUCGUAAUAUUUUGUGUGCAACCGAGUCCAUUAAUAAACAACUAUGUCAGAUUUAGAAGUUUUUAAGACACCAGCCCCCAAAACCAAUGAAAAGCCGUCCUUCGCCGACAGCCCCUUGCCAUUAAGAACACCAAAUUGCGGCCGCUGCAGAAACCAUGGACUAGAAGUGGUUUUGAAAGGCCAUAAACGAUAUUGUGAGUAUAAGAACUGCAAAUGUGAGAAAUGUGGACUAAAUGCUGAGCGCCAAAGGUUAAUGAGUAUGCAAACUGCUUUACGUCGCGCCGAGUUUCAGGAUGAAGCAAGAUCCAGUUCGUUACCAGAACCAAUACCAAUCGUACCAACGAUGCCCAUACCAAAACCUGUUGCUAAUCAACCUUCUGUACCAUCUCCUUAUGAGCAUUUAAUGCAAUCGGCAAGUCCAUCUGAUAAUAUUUUUAAGCGUCCGUCUGUUCUUCCACCGGAUCCAAGAUUAGCUGAAUAUCUUGCAAACUCAUAUUACUUUCCACUAGGUCGUCCAAUGGCAGCACCCGAUGUGGUUCCACCCGGUAUGUUCCCACCACCUCUUCAUUCGUUUGAACCAAAUACACCCUUUGCUCCACAUCGUCAUCCCGAGAUAAUGUUAGACUCUUGCCGGCAAUUGCUGGAUAAAUUCCAAUAUCCCUGGGAAAUGAUGCCGUUGAUUUAUGUUAUAUUAGAGGAUGCCAACGUUAACAUUGAGGAAGCAUCGCGACGAAUUGAAGAGGGACAGGUUGUUGUGAGCAAUUUCUGCCGCAAAAAUAAUUUAAGCUAUUAUGAUGCUGGAGUAUUACGAGGCUAAUUACUUAAAAACAAAAAAAUACAAUUUAAAUAAAUCAAAUAAAAUAACUUUGUCAAACAACUUUGUGGUGAAAUGCUUUGAGUACAUUUAUUAGCUAAAAUAAAUAUUUCUUAUUCAUCAUAUAAA